GAGUGCUAUAUUCGGCUGUGCCGAUUCUUAAAUACCCUCCACCAGCAAGUGGCAGUAUAAGAUUCGGACUUAAUAUUCGCACAACUUAACCAUUUACACCUUUUUGAAAUUCAUGUUAAACAUGUCACAUGAUGAUAAUUUCAAGUAUAUUCCAAAUGCAACAACAAUAACAAAUGAAAGACUCGAUAUGUUUCCCAAUGUCAAGUUCUUUUUUGAAAUGCUUGUCAAAGAUACCAAAAUAGAAAGUAAACAUGUUGGAAGAUCAUUUCGAUAUGAUGAAAGUGUUGAGAAAAAUCGUUAUUUUUCAGCUCAUGGACUUUUUAUGGACUAUUUUAUACGAAAACAUUUAUCCAAUCAGUAUAAUAUUAAAAUAAAAGACAUGCGUACCGAAAUAAUACUGGAAAAUUCGGAUAAUUUCUUCAUUCGAACCGAUGAAAAAUUGCAGAACGCAAUUAAGGAACAUUAUGAAAUAUAUAAAGAUUCAAACACCAAGGCCAUGGACAUAAUAAAAAGUAUUAAAACUGUAUCACAAUCACAUCUAAUAUAUUUUGGAGACGAUUUACCGAAAAUUGAUUAUACUGUGAAUGAGAAUAAUUUGCGAGAAAUUAUUCGUUAUUUGGAACGUCUUCCCUAUUCCAUGGUACACUUAAAUCCUAAUUUAGGAUGUAAUUAUUUUAAUGCAGAUGCCGAUUUAAUAUUUGACAAUGAUGUUAUAUACGAAAUAAAAACCUCUAAAUUUAAAUCCCUAACACGCGAUGAGUUCAUUAUACCGUCAAGUAAGUUUUAUCAAACGAUAAUCUAUGGAUUUGGUUUCUACAAGCUAACGGGUAUAAAAGUUAAGAGAUUUAAAAUCUACAACCCCUUAUUAGGUGAUGAGUACUCAAUCGAGUUGGAUAAUAUCGAUUUCGAGUUAUUUGAAAAAGUUCUUAAGCGAGAUGUUGCAAUUUACAGUCGUUACAAGGAUCUUAUAAUUAAUGAAAUGAUUUUCGAUUUUUCAUUAUUUAAUGAAGUUAAAGAUGAAACGAAGAAGAAGAAGUAAUUAAUAACUUUAUCAUAAAUUUAAGUGUUUGUUAAUUAAUAAUUGUUAAGAAAUGUCAAAUUUGUAAUUAUUCAUGUACAUACAGUGAUUGACAAAACAAUAGAAACUUUUUCAAAUAUUUCAGAAAUGGUUGAAAUUCUAUACUUAUUGUUGAUAUAUUAUUAAUAAUUGUUAUUAAUUUUUUUAAUAUACAUGUAGUUAACAAAAUUAAAAAAAAAGAUUUGCAAUUAAGUGGCUAGACUCGAAAAUUAUACCUGGAUUAAAGUGGCCUGCACAUUCACCAUAUAUCAACUCCAGAGAAAAUCUAUUGAAAAUAGUAGCUUCAAGAUAUGGACUCAAAAAUUGUUCUCUCAGGUCUAAUUGGCAGGACAAUUUUUAGGAUGCGUUUAUAAGGGAAUAGCUAAAUUUUUCAAAUGAAUUUUAUUAUCUAAUUAUUGUCUCAAUUCAUCUCCGAUGUCAUGCAGUAAUAAAAAGUUACAGAACUAUAUUCUCAGUUUCUGACAAGUUCUCACCAAUAUUGUUAAGAUAAUACCAAAGUAAUUUCAUUCAAUUUAUUUUAUUAUAGUUUAUUACACGUGUAAGUAAUUCAAUCUUGAUUAUUUUUUUAUUAUUAUUUCAAUAAAACUGAAUUAAAAGUUCAA
This is a messenger RNA of Lucilia cuprina (Australian sheep blowfly), 1680 nucleotides long. RefSeq lists its product as uncharacterized. Bases 113 to 1039 code for a protein of 308 amino acids. The transcript is spliced from 3 exons. NCBI's taxonomy places the organism in Eukaryota, Metazoa, Arthropoda, Insecta, Diptera, Calliphoridae. The record is from RefSeq and is a predicted model, not a curated record.